Messenger RNA from Spodoptera litura, 2130 nucleotides. Lineage: Eukaryota; Metazoa; Arthropoda; Insecta; Lepidoptera; Noctuidae. The record is from RefSeq and is a predicted model, not a curated record.
UCUCGGAAGCACUACCCCACUCGUUAAAUGCAAUUUGAGAUCUAAUGAUGCAUUAUAAGGCUCAAAUUCUUAUUUAACAAAUUUCAAUGCGAGUUGGACGCGGGUGGCGUGCGCUGAGCGUGCGCGUGUCGUGUGAACGCGCCCUGAUAGUUGUCAAUAAAUCGUCACCUUUAUGGUAAUUUACGAAACUGCAAAUUCAAACUUUAAAAGGGAGCGUUUUGAAACUUUAGAUUGCCGAUAUUUAUUUUUAACUAAUGAUGUAAUAAAUUCUGCGAUAAAUUUCAGUUCCAAAAUCCACCUGUUUUUAUAUACUAUGAAUGGAUCGUACAUAUAUAACACGCAUCACAAAUAAAUGCUUAUUCGUUACUUUACACCUUCAUACACGAGAGUUUAGAGGUAUUAUUAUAUUACGCUUUAGCAAACUUACGAAAGUGGUAGUUUCAUAAUUGCAUAAGAAAACUAUUGAAUAAAUAUUUUGGUAAACUUACGAAAGUGCCACUUUCGUAAGUUUGAGCACACAUGACCAGGGGUGAUGUGUUUUUAAUUCCUUGUAAGCAACACACUUUUUACAGAGAUCCUUCGGCACAUGGAAUUUUAAUUUAUAGGAUCUGAAGACUUUCCGGUAAGUCUUUAUUCCUGCUGGGAUCUCGCUUCAUCUUCACAUUUUUUUUUUAUAAAGAAUACAUGAUGGUCUAGAAUCUAGAUACCUGAACUCUGAAUUUUUUUUGCAAUAGUGUGACUCUAUGGCAAGAAAUGAAAAAACAUAGUUUUUAAUUCAAUCAAGUCUCUCACUAGAAAGUUUGUUAGAUGGAUGGAUUUUGCCUCUUUUGUCAGCUAAAAGCCUUUCUUCAGAAAUCUUUUCUAAAGCACCUCGUACUAUAUCUUCCUUGAUGUUUAAAAAGAAAUCUCUGCACACAGUAACUUUUCUAUUGUUUAUUGUAAAAACUAUAUUGAUGCGUACUUACUUUGCGUUUCUUAUUUUCUUUUGUAACGUGUUGGAUAAUAAAUUGUGCUUGUAAUAAUUUCAUAGCUCGAAAUGAGUCAUAAAUUAUUUUUCUCGCAUCUUCAGGUACUCGCCAUCGCCGCCGCUGUCUCCGGCGGGUCGACGUCAUCGAUGUCAAUCGCCGCGUUGGCGACAGCGGUCGCCCGAGACAUCGCCAUCACCGCCUAUGCGGGUGUCAUCGCCAUCACCGCCUAUGCGGGUGUCAUCGCCAUCACCGUGUUGGCGACGGCGGUCACCCGAGACAACGCCAUCACCGCCUAUGCGGGUGUCAUCGCCAUCACCGCCUAUGCGGGUGUCAUCGCCAUCACCGUGUUGGCGACGGCGGUCACCCGAGACAACGCCAUCACCGCCUAUGCGGGUGUCAUCGCCAUCACCGCCUAUGCGGGUGUCAUCGCCAUCACCGUGUUGGCGACGGCGGUCACCCGAGACAACGCCAUCACCGCCUAUGCGGGUGUCAUCGCCAUCACCGCCUAUGCGGGUGUCAUCGCCAUCACCGUGUUGGCGACGGCGGUCACCCGAGACAACGCCAUCACCGCCUAUGCGGGUGUCAUCGCCAUCACCGCCUAUGCGGGUGUCAUCGCCAUCACCGUGUUGGCGACGGCGGUCACCCGAGACAACGCCAUCACCGCCUAUGCGGGUGUCAUCGCCAUCACCGCCUAUGCGGGUGUCAUCGCCAUCACCGUGUUGGCGACGGCGGUCACCCGAGACAACGCCAUCACCGCCUAUGCGGGUGUCAUCGCCAUCACAACGUUGGCGACGGCGGUCGCCCGAGACAUCGCCAUCACCGCCUAUAUAUGUGCGGAUGUCGGCUCUGCGAUGUCGUUGUCGCACUAGAGCUACCACACACACGUCACAGCCACGGCGGGGGGCGUCACAGCGACGGCGGCUGUCUCCAAAGCCGUCGAGUCCAGCACCUCCACCUUUGCCGGAGACACCGCCAGCACCUCCUCAUUCGCCGGAGGCACCACCAGCACCUCCUCAUUCGCCAGAGGCACCACCAGCACCUCCUCCUUCUCCAGGCCUCCCUGGCCCCCGAUGCAAAUGUGAAUGUGGCCUGUGUGAGGCAGGACAUACGCUAAAUUAUUUUAUUUAGUUUUUUAUUUUAUUUUAUUUCUAAUUUUUAUUUA